AUGGUCCGUAGCACAACAGGUACUUCAGCAGGCUUCACAAUAGCCGAAGGAGUUCAUCAAGGGUCGGCUCUCAGUCUACUUCUCUACACAACACUAAUAGAUGUAUUAGCACAGUCUAUACAAACAGUCCCAUGGAAUAUGAUAUUUGCAGAUGAUAUUGUGAUACUGGCCGAAUCCAAAGAAGAAAUGAAAGAAAGAUUAGUGAGCUGGAUAAAUCUCCUAGAAAAACACGGACUAAAGGUAAAUAGAGAAAAGACGGAGUAUAUGGUGAUAGGAGGAGAUGAAACAGAGAGCAUUGAUAUAAAUGAAUGGCAGAUAUCGGCAAUUGAAAGCUGCAAAUAUUUGGGCUCCCCUAUACAAACAAACGGCACAAUACAGAAAGAGAUAGAGAGUAAACUUAAUGAAGGGUGGUUAAAGUGGAGAUCUUUAUCUGGAGUGCUCUUUGACAAAAGGAUCCCACACAAAUUGAAGGGAAAAAUUUACAGUACCAUAGAUCAAUAUUCACAGAUACCUGUUGUAGCUAUCGAAAAUGUAAAAGGUCAAUCAAUUUAG
Molecule: messenger RNA, 552 nt
Organism: Gordionus sp. m RMFG-2023
Lineage: Eukaryota; Metazoa; Nematomorpha; Gordioida; Chordodea; Parachordodidae
Exons: 2
Coding region: 1-552 (183 amino acids)
Source: RefSeq, a predicted model, not a curated record